AUGUCUUCAGCAGCCAAUUGCUUCUAUUUGCAUUUACUUGUCACCCCAAAUAUUGCCAUAGAUAUUGUCAUAUCUAUCUAUCUAUCUAUCUAUCUAUCUAUAGAUAAUGAUCCCUUUAUGCCAAUAUCUUUCAUCCUUCAGGAAGAUAAGACCAAAAUGAAAAGUAAACCCCACCUUUCACUAUCUAUCUAUCUAUCUAUCUAUCUAUCUAUCUAUCUAUCUAUCUAUCUAUCUCAGUCUGUACAUUUCUUUCUUUCUUUCUUUCUUUCUAUCACAGUUUGUUCUUAUCUAUCUAUCUAUCUAUCUAUCUAUCUAUCUCAUUAUGGUCAUUUCUUUUCUUGUUUGUUUGUUUGUUUCCAUCUAUCUAUCUAUUUGUUCAUAUCUAUCUAUCUAUCUCAUUAUGGUCAUAUCUUUUUUGCUUGUUUUUUCGUUUGUUUCUAUCUAUCUAUCUAUCUAUUUCAUUAUGGUAAUUUCUUUUGUCUCUUUGUUUCCUUGUUUCUAUCUAUCUAUCUAUCUAUCUAUCUAUCUAUCUAUCUAUCUAGUUGA
Acanthosepion pharaonis is the source of this 546-nucleotide messenger RNA. The record is from the annotation of a GenBank genome assembly. NCBI's taxonomy places the organism in Eukaryota, Metazoa, Mollusca, Cephalopoda, Sepiida, Sepiidae.